Micropterus dolomieu (smallmouth bass) is the source of this 3916-nucleotide messenger RNA. RefSeq names its product semaphorin-3F-like. Gene Ontology annotation, molecular function: semaphorin receptor binding; chemorepellent activity. Gene Ontology annotation, biological process: semaphorin-plexin signaling pathway; negative chemotaxis; positive regulation of cell migration. The transcript has 19 exons. The coding region runs from base 16 to 2595 and encodes 859 amino acids. NCBI's taxonomy places the organism in Eukaryota, Metazoa, Chordata, Actinopteri, Centrarchiformes, Centrarchidae. The record is from RefSeq and is a predicted model, not a curated record.
AAGAGGUUUGGUCCAAUGCUGCUGUGGGCCAACAGGAGAGGGAAGGCUGGGUGGGGGCAGAACAGAAGGGAGAGGACAGCAGGGCGGACACUCUUCCCAACACCUGCACCUGGUCACUUGAUUCACACUCAAACUCCCUUUAAAGGACUGUCCAACGUCCUGUCCAGAUCACGGGGAAUUUGCAAACCUAUCGGAUUGUUUUAUUGCCUGCACAGCGCUGCUGAGGGAGAUUUUCCAAUCCAGCUCCGAAGCACAAAACGCGGGGAAUGCAGCGGUAACAUCUCGCAAGUUUUGGAUCUGAGAGGCGUACCGGGUACCGAGAAAGUCAAAAAUCAAAGAUUUAGAUCUCUGCGGGCUACCUGCAUGACUGUUACCAUGACAGCAUCUGGAGCCCAACUCCUCCUGUUGGCCUUAUGUGUUUACAGAGGCUCGGGCCUGCAGCAGUCCGCGCCACGGGUUCGCCUCUCCUUCAAAGAACUGAUGGACACAAAGGCAGCGCGACCCUUCAGUUUCUCCUUCAACACCAGUGACUACCGCAUCCUCCUGAUGGAUCAGGAUCAGGGCCGGCUUUACCUGGGCAGCCGGGAGUACCUGGUGGCUCUGGACAUGCACAAUGUCAACAAGGAGCCACUCAUAAUCCACUGGCCAGCAUCUGCUAAGAGAAAGGGAGAAUGCCAGAUGACAGGAAAGGGAAGACAGGGUGAAUGUGCCAACUUUGUGCGGUUGAUAGAGCCGUGGAACCGCACCCACCUUUACACCUGUGGAACAGGGGCGUACCAACCUAUCUGCACAUUCAUCAACAGAGGCUGGAGGGCAGAGGACUACCUGUUUAGGCUGGUCCCUGGGUAUGUGGAUUCAGGAAAGGGAAAAUGUUCCUAUGAUCCCAAACAGGAGAACAUUGCAGUUCUGAUUCAUGGUAACCUCUAUGCAGGGGUCCAUAUUGACUUCAUGAGUACAGAUGCUGCUCUGUUUAGGACCAUGGGAGGCAGAACAGCAAUCAGGACAGAGCAGUAUGACUCCAGGUGGCUCAACGAGCCUGUGUUUGUUAAGAUCCAGCAGAUCCCUGACAGUGCAGAAAGGAACGAUGACAAACUUUACUUCUUUUUCCGUGAGAAGAGUCUAGACUCGAGCGGUGGGGCGAGCCCAAACAUUUUAGCCAGAGUGGGAAGAGUGUGUCUGAAUGAUGAAGGAGGGCAGAAGUCCCUGAUGAACCGGUGGACGACGUUCCUGAAGGCGCGCCUUAUCUGUUCAGUGAUAGGAGAAGAUGGAGUAGAGACGCGAUUUGAUGAACUACGGGAUGUGUUUAUUCAGCCCACACAGGAUGAGCGAAACCCUAUGGUGUACGCUCUCUUCACAACAGCGGGCUCUGUGUUCAGGGGCUCAGCAGUCUGCGUGUACUCAAUGGCUGAUAUCCGCAAUGUCUUUAAUGGACCGUUUGCCCACAAACAUGGCCAUAAUUACCAAUGGACAGAGUACACUGGCAAGAUUCCCUACCCACGGCCCGGAACAUGUCCAGGAGGAACCUUCACUCCUGGUAUCCGUUCCUCCAAGAACUUUUCAGAUGAGGCUGUGAAUUUCAUCAGAGCCCAUCCUCUCAUGUUCAAUCCAGUUUAUCCAAUCCACCGGCGCCCCCUGGUGGUCAGAACCGGUGUGGACUACCGCUUCACUGCCCUGGUGGUUGAUCAGGUGGAUGCUGUGGAUGCUCGCUAUGAAGUGCUCUUCCUGGGGACAGAUCGAGGCACUGUCCAAAAAGUUAUAGUUUUGCCCAAGGACCCAACUAGCAUGGAGGAACUGACACUAGAAGAAGUGGAGGUUUUUCGGACCAGAGCUCCAGUCAAAACUAUGAAGAUAUCCUCUAAAAGACAACAGCUGUACGUGUCAUCAGACGCGGGGCUGACCCAGGUGUCGCUGCACCGCUGUGGCGUGUAUGGCAGGGCCUGCUCUGACUGCUGUCUGGCUCGGGACCCCUAUUGUGCCUGGGAUGGAGAGAGCUGCUCUGCCUUCACCCCAUCCACCAAGAGGAGGAGCAGAAGACAGGAUGUCAAACAUGGUGACCCACUUCGGCAAUGCAGAGGCUUUAAUGCAAAAGUGGAGAAACGUCUGAGAGAAACUGUGCAAUUUGGGGUAGAGGGCAGCAGUACCUUCUUGGAGUGUCAGCCUCGCUCUCCCCAGGCCACCGUCAAGUGGCUCUUCCAGAGAGAAGGAAAGCGGAAAGUGCUCAACCGUGUGGGAGGAAUUCUAAAGACCAACCAUGGUAUCCUUCUGAAGUCUCUCAACCAGUCAGACGCGGGGCUCUACCACUGCCUUGCCACUGAGAACAACUUUAAGCACACAGUGGCCCGCGUGGCGCUGCGCAUCCUGGACCGAGACAUUGUUUUAGCCCUCACCGCUGAUGAGGACGAGGAGCCAAAAACUCACCAAGCGGGGCCUUACCUGCGGUCAUCCCUCGUCUCCACACCCUUCCCACCUGAGAUUAGACUGAUUAACCAGUACUGCCAGUCCUACUGGGAACAACUCAGUCCCAAGCAGCAGCAGCAGCAGCGCAAGCGCACCAGCCGCAGGCACACAGAGAGCCAGGACCAAGGCCUUGGCUAGAGAGGACGGGACAGACGCUGUCCAACACUGGCCUGUUUGGACUCUAUGGUGGACUUUUAUGUUUGAUACGCAUGUUUGUGUAUCACCUCCAUUCAUUAGGUAGGUGAUGCUGUCAUGUCGUCGUUAAAGUACUAUAUUUGUGGUUUUGCUAGUGUUGGCCUAGAAAAUACAAAUUGUGUAUAUUUUACAUGACCUGUCACCACUUACGGAAGAAUAUGUACAUUUUUAGUUAGAUUUCUUUUGUCUUUCAGGUGACAUUUAAAUUAAAAUUAUAGACUGGAUCCUUGAUCACCUGUCAUAUGGAUUGUUUUAAAACUUAUUCUUGUUAAUGUGUUUAGAUGGUUGGGGGAAACCACAGCAUCUGUGACAUGAGAAUCAUUGUGGAAGAUCAACAUAUUCAGUGCAAGUGCAAAUGUUUUUCACAUUGUCCACGUUGGCUUCUUAAAUGUCAGAUUUUGAUUGGACCUUGAAUGCAUCAACAAAGAGUUUUCAAAACACUGCUGCGACUGGAUUACCAUGCAACUAUAUUGUUACUGUAAUGAAAAAUAACAAAGACAGAUCUCAUAUGUCAGUUCAUUGUCUUGAAAAAUGGCCAGCUGUAAUGGUAACUAUAUGCAGCGUGUAGUUAAUAGGCUCCAACACGCAAAACCACACGUAUGGUACUUUCAAGUAUCUUGAAACAGAAAUGUAAUAUAUUAAUUGUGAAUAUAAUAUAUAUGGUCAUGAUAUGGUCAUUGGAUUACUCUUGAUGAUUACUCAUGAUAUUAAUGCAUAUGUCGCAUGCAUAUCUGUUGUUGUUUGUUGCAAGUUGUACAGUUGCUCUGUUUUCAACCUUUAUGUGUAAUGAUGUAUAUACAGUGUAAUGUAUUCUGUUAAGCUAAAUUCCAGUGGACAUAGUCAUAUAAUGACUUACUGUCUUGUGCUCUAGUGACCUACAGUAUGUGAGUGUUGAAGAUAUGUUUAGCGUACAGUGUUCUUCCAGUUAUGCACUUUUUCGGUGGUGGUAUUCAAGGAAAUUGGGGAUCUUUGCACAGAUGUAUGAGAAAAUUAUACAGAAACAUAAUGUUUUUUUAUGUAGAGUAUGUUAUAAAAAUGGGAAUGAAAGUGGCUCAGAUUUAGUAUUGAUUGUUGGUGUUCUGUCAUAUGCUGUAUUUACAGAUUUUUUUAAAAUGGCUCUUUUUAAUGGAAGCGCAAGGAACUAGAUAUUUUCCAGCCAGAGCCACCAUUCACCUUCAUUGUGAGUAACAGUGCUAUGUGCUGUCAUGCUGAUGAAUCCUACACUGGAAAUGUUCGAACAAAUAUAUAAACCUUUCAGAAUUCU